CCUCUCGGCAUCACUUUCCCGGUCAAUAAACCUGUAUAAACACACAGUCAAAUCCGGUGCUCUUUUUAAAUCUCUUCUUCUGCCUUUUUAUUUUAUUUUAUUUUUUUCCCCAAUUCCUCCUUUUCACACCAUUCUUUGCUUGUCUUCACCACCAAGUCAUCCCAGAUUCCCACAUUUCCUUUGCUCUACUUUAUCCAUCCUGUAAAGACAUAUCAUUCAAAGGCUAUAAAUUGUCUCUUCUAAGAAUCAAAGAAGCUCUCCAGGGUGCAAUGGCUUCGGGUACUAUUUAUGCGACAAUUCCUGCUAUUGUUGCUGCUGCUGGGAUUUAUUUCUUCGACAGAAACCAUUCUAAAUCCAAGGAACGUGGAGGCGGGAUUCGGGCAGCCAUUGAUAAACUGGUGGCAAAAGCAAAGGAAGAGGAGAAGACCACAAGGGCGCCAAAGUUUGCUCCACAGUUUGAUGGGUUACACUGCUUUGAAACUUUGGUGGGUCGUUAGUUCUGCUUGCUCUACCUUCAAGAUAAUUAUUCAAAGAAAUGUUUCAUUUUAGGACAACAGAUAUAUGAAACCUAGUGCUUCUGAAAGCAAUGCUGUAUUUUCUGUCACAAUCGUUCAUCAAAGAUCAUUUGUUUAGUCAUUCAAAUUCCAGUGCCAUAGAAGAGUAAUUAGCUAAGAAAGAAAGU
Corylus avellana is the source of this 682-nucleotide messenger RNA. The record is from RefSeq and is a predicted model, not a curated record. Lineage: Eukaryota; Viridiplantae; Streptophyta; Magnoliopsida; Fagales; Betulaceae.